AUGCGACGUCGACGCAUGUCUCAUCUAUCAACAUGUUAUUACAUGGGAAUAUUAGCCGUAGCUGAUACCAGUGUGUUACUUCUUGGUUUAUCUGUCAUGUGGAUUUUUGAAGUAAAUCGUAAAUGGUCAUUAUUAUUACAAUCGACAUAUAUUUGUAAAAUUGUUUCACUUUUAUUUUAUACUGUAUCGGAUGUUAGUGUUUGGCUUGUUUGUAUGAUGUCAGUUGAUCGUUGUAUAGCUGUAGCACGUCCACUACAUGCCAGUUCAAUUUGUACCGUACGACGUGCACGAAUAUCUGCUUCAAUUGUUGUUAUAUGUAUUAUAUUAAUUAAUAUUCAUUUUUUAUUUACACAUCAUUUAUCAAUAGAAAAUGAGUGUUGGUUUCAUGAACGUUAUGAAUUUUUUAGUCGUCAUAUAUGGCCAUGGAUUGAUGCAGCUGUCUAUUCUGUUUUACCAUUUAUAUUAUUAUUAACAAUGAAUUUAAUUAUUGUGCAUAGUUUAUUUCAAGCAAGACGUUCAACAACAAAUUUGCAAAUCUAUCAAUCACAGAUAACGCGGCAGAAAAAUAAAUUAUCAAUGUCAAGAAAAUUGACAACAAUGCUCUUAGCUGUAACUGGCUUUUUUUUAUUAAGUUCAUUUCCGAUGGUUUGUUUACAAAUUUACACAAAUAUACAUAAAAACAAUGAAUAUAAACAACAAUUGGCACAAUUAUAUUUAAAACCAUUAUGCGAAACAUUACAAUAUUCAAAUCAUUGUGUCAACUUUUUUCUAUAUGCUAUAACAGGUAGAGCAUUUCGUCAUGAAUUAAAACGUUUAUUUGAUAGUAUUGCUGUUAAAAUGCAUUUAUCAACUGAACCAAUACAAAAAUCAAAUGAUCGUCGUACAACAACAAUUAAUAUUAAUUAUUCAACUGUUGAUUCAAGUCAAAAUCAAAAUCAACGUGUAAAAGGAAAACGAACAUUUCCCGGUACUCUAUCUAUUCUUCAAUGUCGUCAUUCAAUUGAUUCCACAGCUAGUAAUUCAAGUACUGUUCCACGUUAUUUCCGGCAACAACAAAUACCUUGUGACAGCAUGAAUGACGUAACAUACUGUUUACAAAAAAUAUCAAAUGUAUGA
Molecule: messenger RNA, 1116 nt
Organism: Adineta steineri
Lineage: Eukaryota; Metazoa; Rotifera; Eurotatoria; Adinetida; Adinetidae
Source: the annotation of a GenBank genome assembly